Thunnus maccoyii (southern bluefin tuna) is the source of this 1167-nucleotide messenger RNA. RefSeq names its product major vault protein-like. Bases 123 to 989 code for a protein of 288 amino acids. NCBI's taxonomy places the organism in Eukaryota, Metazoa, Chordata, Actinopteri, Scombriformes, Scombridae. The record is from RefSeq and is a predicted model, not a curated record. The transcript has 8 exons. Gene Ontology annotation, cellular component: membrane; nucleus; cytoplasm.
UAGUUUCGUUUUCCCUUCGUGCAGUGGCGUCAGACUGUCUAUAAAAACGCAGCAGUUCAGUCUGCAGUCAGGAUCCGUCCGAGCACACCGCAGCUGAGUAUUUUGUUUAGAUCGUGUCUAAGAUGUCCAUCAUCCAGAUCCCGCCUCACCACUACAUCCAUGUGCUGGACCAGAACACCAACAUCGCCCACGUGGAGAUCGGACCGCUCACCUACAUCCUCCAGGACAAUGAAAGAGUGCUCUUCUCUCCGAAGCAAAUGAUCACGGUGCCACCGCAUCACUACUGCGUGAUCGCCAACCCUGUGGCCCGCGAUGAUAACGGCCAGGUCCUUUUCGACCAGUCCGGUCAGGCCAUACGCCGCCAUGGCGACCUGGGGAUCCGUCUGUCCCAGGAUCCGUUCCCGCUGUACCCCGGAGAGGAGAUCCAGGAGGAUGUGACGCCGCUGCAGAUUGUGGAACCGGACAUGGCGCUGCGUCUGCGGGCGCUGCAGGACUUCGAGGAGGAGGGAGGAGAGAGGAGAGCGGCUGGAGACGAGUGGCUGUUCAAAGGGCCUGGACUCUACAUCCCGCGGAACGAGGUGAUGGUUCUGGAGACCAUCGAGGUUCGCAAUGAAGGAGGAGACGAUGGAAAUGAAGGAGGAGACAAUGGAACCGCCCUUAAAGUCGCAGGAACAGUUGUUGGCGUGGUAGCAGGUGCAGUGGGAGCUGUUGCCGCGGCCCCUCUUGUUCUGGGGGCCAUAGGUUUCACCUCAGCUGGAAUAGCAGGAGGCUCCAUCGCUGCAGGCAUGAUGUCCAGUGCUGCAAUUGCUAACGGAGGAGGAGUGGCAGCGGGAAGUCUGGUGGCUAUUUUGCAGUCAGCAGGUGCGGUCGGUCUGUCGGGAGCUGCCUCUGCAGCUGUGGGCAGUGCUGGAGCAGCAGUUGGAGGAGCAGCUGGAGCAACACUGGGAUGGAUGACUGGACUCUUCAGAAAGGAAAAUCAGAAAAAAUGAUUAAUUCAAAUUGUUUAGACUUGCACGCGACAUGCCACUCCUGACUAAACCACUCCCACAAGAUCAUAUGGCUCCGCCCCUCAGGUUUUUUUUUUAAUAUUCCUUUGUAUAGAAAAAAUCAUCCAACUGCUAACCAUUUCAAUCCACUCUUGACCAACAAUAAAUUGUUGGAACGGUU